Messenger RNA from Babesia ovata, 2697 nucleotides. RefSeq names its product GTP-binding protein. The record is from RefSeq and is a predicted model, not a curated record. Bases 1 to 2697 code for a protein of 898 amino acids. The transcript is spliced from 3 exons. Gene Ontology annotation, biological process: riboflavin biosynthetic process; cytoplasmic translation. Gene Ontology annotation, molecular function: riboflavin kinase activity; GTP binding; GTPase activity. Gene Ontology annotation, cellular component: cytoplasm. NCBI's taxonomy places the organism in Eukaryota, Apicomplexa, Aconoidasida, Piroplasmida, Babesiidae.
AUGUCGUUCAAUGCAAACGCAGUCAACAGUGACGAUGUGCUCUUCAUAAUUGACGCAGACUGCUGCAUUGUAGACACACACACAGCUCUAAUAAAUUGUCUGGGCGCCGUUUCUAACAUCAACGGCAGCUGCAUAUAUUCGCCGUGGAAGGACACGAAGCCGGAGGAACCACGGGAUUGUUUGAACAGUGGAUGCCCGCGCCAGGAACACCUCGACGAAGAUAAAGGUGUAAUUGGAAACGGCGUAAUUCCGCCAUCAGAUCCUAUUUCAGGUGCAAAUACGCACCAGGAAGAAACUGUAAAAAACCCGGACGAGGGUGGAUCGAAACAGCUCGCAUUGCGCAAAGAGCCUGUUCCCAAUGGAGUAGAGGACGGCGUUUGCUCGAACUGUAUCAACGGCCAACACCAGUCUGAUAAGGGUCUACUUGAACCAUCAUCUAAGGUUGCAAAGGACAGCAAGGUGUCCAGCAAAAAUCAUCAAAGAAGGUUGAGAGAGCUCACUCGCCUCAUUCGUGACGACAGCUGUAUCGCCAACGAAGUUAUUCAGGAAGCCAUUCAGGUGGCUGACUGCCUGCUCGAAGAAGCUAAAGGUGUUAAAAACGAACGAUUCGAAUCAUUAGAUUCGUCUUUCAGGGACUCAUCUGUCGCGGUGGUUCUUCGUGAUCAACAGCAAGGACUGUACGAAUCCCUACACAACAAAAACGAGAUCAACGUCACACCGUUCCAACGAUUUGUGGAGGACAUAGCACUCUCCAGUUAUCAGUCAAAGGGUGAAGCGGACGUUAUACAGAAUUUGGAAGUCGUGUUGGAAAAGUUACUCGUUGGGGCACCAAAUAUAAAAGCCUCAAGCGGGAGGGUUAUACUAUUCUCCCAUUUUCCACAGGUCAUUCGUCGUCUACUAGAAUUAGUUGACGGAAAGUUUGGGCAACGUGACGUGAAAAUCGAGGUAGCCCUUCGAGAAAACGUAGUAAGCCAUCACGCCAAUCAGUCUCGGGAAACGCAUUGCGUAUUAUACCCGGAAGAGAGCGUUGCAGUACGCAAAUUAGCUGCGGAAUUUGGCAAGGUGCAAAAAGAAGGUAUACGAGUUGUCCCCAAGGCUGCACUGUCAACGCUUCAAACGACAGGGUCAUCGACAGGAGUCGCCAGCGACAAGGUUAACCUGCAUUGCGAACCCGACUUGGAUAGUAUAAGAGGUUUGGGGGCUAUAUACGUUAAACUAAACCGUCCGUUGUAUAUAGAAGGCACUGUCGUUAAAGGGUUUGGCAGAGGCGCUGCUUUCCUUGGAAUCCCAACCGCGAAUCUGGAUUGCGAUAGCAUUCCCCACCUCGUGCCAGGUGUCUAUUUUGGGACGUGUUGGCUAAGUGGAAACUCUGAGGUUAGCGAGGAUACACCGCUUGCUGCGAUACUUUCCGUUGGGUUCAACCCCCAGUUCGACGACGCCGCUUACUCCGUGGAGCCGUACAUAUACCACGAGUUCCAGUUUUCGCUUCUAGGCCAGCGCUUAAAAUUGGCUAUUGAAGGCUUCCAACGUACCGAAGCCAAAUUUGAGUCCGUUGAAGGGCUAAGCAUAAAAUCGUACAACACUGUCAAAAUGGGUGUCAUUGAGAAGAUUCGUGAGAUUGAGGCCGAAAUGGCAAGGACUCAGAAAAACAAGGCAACUGAGUACCAUCUUGGACAACUGAAGGCCAAGCUCGCCAAGUACCGGACACAGCUGGUCGAGGCGCGUUCCAUGGGCGGUGGCAAGGGAGAAACCUUUGAAGUUUCCAAGUACGGAGAUGCCAGAGUCUGUCUGAUUGGUUUUCCAUCCGUGGGAAAGUCGACGCUGUCAAAUGCGCUGACCAACAUGAACUCUGCAACCGCCGAGUACGAAUUCACCACGCUCACAUGCGUGCCCGGAAUCCUGGUCUACAAGGCGGCUAAAAUACAACUGCUCGAUUUACCGGGUAUCUUAGACGGUGCGUCUGAGGGCCGUGGUCGUGGAAGGCAGGUCAUCGCCAUAGCCAACAGCUGCGACCUUGUCCUUAUGAUACUGGACGCCACCAAGGACGACUCCCAAAAACGUAAAUUGGAACGGGAACUUGAAAAUGCUGGAAUUCGCAUUAACAGGAAGCCGCCAAACAUUUCUUUCAGGCAGAAGAAAACUGGUGGGCUUAACAUCAACCACCUGGUGCCGGUUACCCACCUCAGCGAGCGCGUUGUACAUUCCGUGCUGCACGAGUACAAGAUAUUCCACGCCGACAUCAUCAUCCGCGAAGACGCCACUGUGGACGACCUGAUAGACGUCGUGCGCGGCAAUGUCAAGUACUGCAAGUGCAUCUACGUCUACAACAAGGUCGACAUGUUGUCGCUGCCCGAAAUCGAGGAGAUUGCUUUGCGGCCGAACACUGUGGUUGUCAGCAGCAGCAAGGAGUGGAACCUGGAGCUGCUGAAGGAGCGGAUGUGGGACGAACUCGAGCUGAUGCGCAUAUACACCAAGAACAAGGGAGAGCUACCAAACUUCGACGAGCCCAUCAUCAUGACUCCCCAGCGUGGCGACGGCCGCGUGGCCUCUGCAGUGGAGAUGAUCCACAAGAAGAUGCUGGAUGAGUUCAAGUUCGCACUCGUUUGGGGCGCUAGCGUCAAGCACAACCCGCAGCACGUCGGGUUGCGCCACCAGCUGUGCGACGAGGACGUCAUCCAGGUCUUCAAGAAGAGGUGA